UUGAUAGUAUAAAACAAGUCAAAAUAUGGUGUCGAGAGUUGAAAGAGUAGCGGUCCUUCGAAUCCAAGCCAAGCCACCUUUCACUAUUGGAAAAAAUAAUAAUAAUUGAACAAGUUCAUCAUCAAUUAAAAAAAAGUAAGAAACUAGGCUAACACGUUGCACGCCCUUUGUUCUUAUCUAUGUAUUGUUUUCUGAUACGGUGUGCUCUGAAAAAGUCCAUGCUACCUACCUUCCUUAAUUAUAACAACAUCAUCAAAUUCCUCUCUUAAUUUCACCAAGAAAGAAACAGCUUUGCAUCUGAAGAUUGUGUGAGUUAAUUAGUUAAAGCAAUGAGGAAGGGGAACAAGAAGAAGCAGAACAAGUUGGUGUGGAUCAUAACGACGCCGUUGAGAAUGUUGGGGAAAGCGAGGGACAUGUACGUGAGAAGCAUAACGAAUUGCGGUCACAAGAUGAACUAUAGCAACCCCGUGGAUGCUGCUGGCAGACUCCAGGCCUUGCCCAGGAGCUACAGUGCUGCCACGUCACGCUCCGACAACAACGAGGAUUUCGCCGAGCUUUUGCGAGCGGCUUCCGCCAGGACUCUGGGCAACAGAAUCGAUGUGGAUUUGGUUCUCAAACAGAAGGCCCAGGCCCGGCCCGUAUCUUCGAAUGGGCUGCCCAAGUCCACCAGCGUUGGCAUGGGCCGGAUCGACGAGGACACGCCUUAUGAUUUGGGGGAAGGGGAAGUUCCCGUUGUGCCCAAAGCGUAUCCCAGAAGUAGAAGCUACGCUGUUGGAAUGACAAGUGCUGUUUUGUGAAUUGAGUGUCAAGUUGUCAAUUACCUAGCUUCUGGAUUAUCUGCAUUACGCAUUCUGAGAUAGAUGUUGAUGGAUUCUUUUCUCUCAAGGGAAAGAUGAUUGCUUAAUACAUUCUUGCUAAUUUUGUUGAGAUUAAUUAGAUUUGAUCGGUUUAGUUUUUCAUUGUAAUACAUUGAAAGCAACGGUUUUGUGUAAAGUGAUUUUUUUUUCCUUUA
Glycine soja is the source of this 1012-nucleotide messenger RNA. RefSeq lists its product as uncharacterized. Bases 330 to 797 code for a protein of 155 amino acids. The record is from RefSeq and is a predicted model, not a curated record. NCBI's taxonomy places the organism in Eukaryota, Viridiplantae, Streptophyta, Magnoliopsida, Fabales, Fabaceae. The transcript has a single exon.